AUGUCUUCCCAAGACAACAUCUCCACCGACUAUGAGGCCAGCAAGGCCUCACAGCCUUGGCCCGAAAAGGGCGAAAAGGACGUUCAAUCCAACGUCCCCUACGAUCAAGAAGUCGGGGAGAUGACAGAGGAGGAACGUCGUGGCCACGCCAAAUAUAACCGUCUCGGUUGGAAGCGUCUUACCGUCGUGCUUCUAGUCGAGGCUAUUGCACUGGGAAGUUUGUCCAUUCCUUCGUCUUUCGCUACCCUCGGAAUGGUAGCAGGUGUCAUCUGCUGUAUUGGCCUCGGUCUCGUCGCUAUUUACACGAGUUACGUUGUUGGCCAGGUUAAGCUCAAAUUCCCUCAUGUCGCCCACUACCCCGAUGCUGGCCGUCUGAUGUUUGGUCGAUUUGGAUACGAGUUGGUCAACGUUAUGAUGAUACUGAUCCUUGUAUUCCUGGUUGGCUCUCACUGUCUAACCGGCACCAUUGCCUGGAUGAACAUCACCAGCAGCGGUGUCUGCUCUAUUGUAUGGGCUGUUGUCUCGGCUGUUAUCUUGUUCCUUCUGGCGCUGCCUCCCAGUUUCGCCGAGGUCGCCAUUCUCGGAUAUGUCGAUUUCGCUUCCAUCAUCAUUGCCAUCGGUAUCACUAUCAUCGGUACCGGAGUCGAGGCACACAAUGCUCCAGGUGGACUGUCUGCUGUUAAUUGGUCCGCGUGGCCGAAGGAAGGCACUACUUUCACCGAGGCUUUCAUUGCGGUCUCCAACAUCAUCUUCGCCUACAGUUUUGCCAUGUGCCAGUUUUCAUUCAUGGACGAGAUGCACACUCCUAAAGAUUUCGUCAAGUCUAUCUGGUCUUUGGGAGUUAUAGAAAUGAUCAUCUACACCUUGACCGGAGCCCUGGUUUACGCCUUUGUUGGACAAGAUGUCAAGAGUCCCGCACUCCUAUCGGCUGGUCACCUACUCAGCAAGGUAGCUUUCGGCCUCGCCCUGCCGGUCAUUUUCAUCAGUGGUUCCAUUAACGGCACUGUCGUCGGUCGCUUGAUCCACGGCCGCAUCUAUAAAAACUCACCGACCCGAUUCAUCAACACGAAAAUGGGCUGGAUUACAUGGGCUGCGUUGAUUGCAGUCAUUACGAUCUUUGCAUUCAUCAUCGCCGAAGUCAUUCCAUUCUUCUCGGAUUUGUUGUCUAUCAUGUCUGCGCUCUUUAUUUCGGGAUUCAGCUUCUACUUCCCCGCGCUGAUGUGGUUUAUAUUGAUCCGAGAAGGAAAAUGGUAUUCUUCUAAGAAUCUGUUUUUGUCUAUUGUCAACGGCAUCACAUUCAUCAUUGGUGCUAUAACACUGGUUGCUGGCACUUAUGCCAGUGUCGACGAUAUAAUAAACAACUAUAAGAGCGGUUCUGUCAGAGGUGUUUUUUCGUGCGCCAGUCCUGAAUAA
Talaromyces stipitatus ATCC 10500 is the source of this 1413-nucleotide messenger RNA. Its product is annotated as amino acid transporter, putative. The coding region runs from base 1 to 1413 and encodes 470 amino acids. Lineage: Eukaryota; Fungi; Ascomycota; Eurotiomycetes; Eurotiales; Trichocomaceae. Gene Ontology annotation, molecular function: amino acid transmembrane transporter activity. The record is from RefSeq and is a predicted model, not a curated record. Gene Ontology annotation, biological process: amino acid transmembrane transport. Gene Ontology annotation, cellular component: vacuolar membrane. The transcript is spliced from 2 exons.